CACACUUCUGAAUGAACCUGGCCAUCAGGUUUUUAAAGCCAAGUCCUCCAAAUUCAAGUGCACAGAAAACCACAUUGAGGGCAGUAUGGAAUAUAUCUUUAACAGCAAAGAUCAACCCACCAUUUUGUUAAAGGAGCUUAAUUUACAGAACAGCUUAAUAACAACGACCCUUGCAAAACCAGGCACAUCUACAACCACUAAAGAAACUACAACUUUGAUUGGGAGGGUGAUUUUUUACAUUCGGCUCAUUUUUAUCACACGGGGCCCCAUACCAAGUGAGAGCCAUGUUCAACAUUUGGUCAACUUACUGCUGGCCCCACGUCUCAGAGCUAAACAAGACACAGCACAGACCCUGAAUGAUCCUGUGAGCUAUGUGAAUGCCAGCUAUGAGAAAAUUGCUGAUAAUUCAUAUGCCCUCAAAUGUGGAUUUGAGAUCAACAGUCCAUCAAUGGGAGAGAAACUUGAACUCAGGGAUGGCAACUACACAUUCAUUCAAAACUCCAUAAAAAGAAAGCUGAACCAGAUCUUAAGUGACUCUGACACUUCUGUUGAGUUCAACAAAGCCAAUUUCACGAAAAAUUCCAUGGAGGUCAUUGCUGAUAUUGACUAUAUUUUCCGGCAACAAGACAUCAAGUCACCCAGUGACUUCCUCCAAGGACUUCUCAAAGUUAUGAAUAGCUUAACAACUUCAGCUCCAACAGGGAAUAAAACAACUCAGAAACCUGUACAAACACCAAAUGUGAUUGGGAGGGUGAUUAUUCACAUUCGGCUCAUAUUUAUCACACGGGGCCCUGUACCAAGUGAGGCAAAAAUAUUGCAGUUGGCAAACUUUCUGCUGGCUGCACGUUUCAGAACUAAACGAGAACUAAGGCCACAAAGCUUAGGUACCCCUGUGAGCUUUGUGAAUGUUACUUACAUAAAAAUUUCUGAUACGUCAUAUGCCCUGAAUUUUGGAUUUGAAAUCAACAAUGUUACCAUGUCUCAGAAACUUGAACUCAGGGAUACCACAUAUAAAUUAAUCCAGGACACUAUAAAUAAAUUGCUGAACGAGAUCCUAACUGAGCCCACAGCCACUCCAUUUGUGUUCAAAGAUUCCAAUUUCACGGGUAAUUCCACCACUAUUCAGGCUGAUGUAAAGUAUGUUUUCUCAGAAAGCGACAUCCAGAAACCAAGUGCCUUUCUCUAUGCACUUAUUGUGGUUAAUAAUGAGACUAUUACCACAACUACACCUGCUACAACAAGAACCACCUUUUACUCCACAGUGCUGAGCACUACAAUCACAAAUAACGGCACUAAUGCAGCAUGGGUUGUGGCCAUUAUUGUCCCCUGUGCUAUUGCCAUCAUCCUCGUACCUUGCUGGAUUCUCCUUUGUUGUUUGCUGUGUGGUUGCUGUACAGCAUUAAGAAGACGGUGGUCCAGAAGACGGUCAUACAAUGUACAAUACACCACUCGAAACAGCCUUUUCUAGAGAGCUCGAGACACAUCAGGAAAAUGACUAAUUACUUAUAUUACUAAUCCAAAUUGUGAUGGUGGUACUUUAAAGUUUACAUUUAACUUUCCAUAAUGAUUAUGAUAUCUUAGAGCUUUUAUAAUACACUAUUUAUUU
Messenger RNA from Sinocyclocheilus anshuiensis, 1606 nucleotides. RefSeq lists its product as uncharacterized. The coding region runs from base 86 to 1468 and encodes 460 amino acids. The record is from RefSeq and is a predicted model, not a curated record. The transcript has 14 exons. Lineage: Eukaryota; Metazoa; Chordata; Actinopteri; Cypriniformes; Cyprinidae.